Oreochromis niloticus (Nile tilapia) is the source of this 4334-nucleotide messenger RNA. Its product is annotated as glutaminase kidney isoform, mitochondrial. Bases 23 to 1993 code for a protein of 656 amino acids. The record is from RefSeq and is a predicted model, not a curated record. Gene Ontology annotation, biological process: L-glutamine catabolic process. The transcript has 19 exons. NCBI's taxonomy places the organism in Eukaryota, Metazoa, Chordata, Actinopteri, Cichliformes, Cichlidae. Gene Ontology annotation, molecular function: protein binding; glutaminase activity.
UUCUCACCAAUUAGGUGCGCCCAUGGGUCAAGCUCGUCCAAUCACAGCUCACGCGGUGGAUAAGGUUGGUUGUAUCCCGCUGGGGAGCUUUUUUCCGCUGUUGAGUCAGCGGGAGAACCGUUACUCGACCGAGACAGCGGCGCUCUCACCGGUAACGCUCAAGGAGUUAUUCCAGACUCAGUUGAAGCGGUCGCUCACAGGUAGGGUCGGCGUUAAAGCAGCACCUGCUCCCGCCGCCUGCUUCAGCACCCUGAGUCCUGAUGGACGGUCACCGGGCAGAGGACGGUUUUCUGGCUGGAGAGCCCCUCAGCACUUGGCCAGGAAGUACGCAUUGAGAGGCUUUUGCUCCAAUGACUCUACCGGCAAGGACUCUUCAACAGAGAAGAGAAGAAAGGCGGGCAUCCUGCCCAGCCUGGAGGAUCUGCUGUUCUACACCAUCGCAGAGGGCCAAGAAAAAAUCCCUGCACACAAAUUUACCACAGCUCUGAAGGCCACAGGGCUUCGCACGGGAGACCCGCGGCUGAAAGAAUGUAUGGAGAUGCUGAAGGUGACCUUGAAGACAACCUCAGACGGAGCGCUGGACCGACACCUCUUCAAAAAAUGUGUCCAGAGCAACAUCGUUCUGCUCACCCAGGCCUUCAGGAAGAAGUUUGUUAUUCCAGACUUCCAGUCCUUCUCUGCUCACAUCGACGAGCUGUACGAAAACGCCAAAAACAUGUCUGGAGGGCAGGUGGCAGACUACAUUCCCCAGCUGGCACGCUUCAGCCCAGACCUGUGGGCCGUCGCCCUGUGCACAGUCGACGGACAGAGGCACACUGUCGGCGACACCAAAGUUCCCUUCUGUCUGCAGUCCUGCGUGAAGCCGCUGAAAUACGCCAUCGCCGUUCACGACCACGGCACUGAGUACGUGCAUCGCUUCAUCGGCAAAGAGCCCAGCGGCCUGCGCUUCAACAAGCUCUUCCUGAACGAGGACGAUAAACCACACAACCCCAUGGUUAAUGCUGGUGCUAUUGUCUGCACCUCCCUCAUUAAGCAAGGGGCGAGCAACGCCGAGAAAUUUGAUUACGUCAUGAACUUCAUGAACAAGCUGGCAGGAAACGAGUAUGUGGGCUUCAGCAAUGCCACUUUCCAGUCAGAGCGUGAGUCUGGAGACAGAAACUUCGCCAUUGGCUACUACCUGAAGGAGAAGAAGUGUUUUCCAGAGGGGACGGACAUGACGUCCAUCCUGGACUUCUACUUCCAGUUGUGCUCCAUCGAGGUGACCUGUGAGAGUGCCAGCGUUAUGGCGGCAACUCUGGCCAACGGCGGUUUCUGUCCAAUAACGGGCGAGCGUGUGCUGAGCCCUGAGUCUGUGCGAAACACUCUGAGUCUGAUGCACUCCUGCGGCAUGUAUGACUUCUCCGGACAGUUCGCUUUUCACGUUGGUCUGCCGGCUAAAUCGGGUGUGGCUGGCGGGAUCCUGCUGGUCGUUCCCAACGUGAUGGGCAUCAUGUGUUGGUCUCCUCCGCUCGACAAGCUGGGCAACAGCGUCAGAGGCAUCCAGUUCUGCACGGAUUUGGUUUCCCUGUGUAACUUCCACAACUACGACAACCUGAGGCACUUUGCAAAGAAGCUGGAUCCUCGCAGGGAGGGAGGAGACCAGAGGGUGAAGUCUGUGAUCAACCUGCUGUUUGCUGCUUACACAGGAGACGUCUCAGCUCUCAGGAGGUUUGCGCUGUCCUCCAUGGACAUGGAGCAGAGGGACUACGACUCGAGGACAGCGCUGCACGUGGCCGCCGCUGAAGGACAUGCUGAGGUGGUCCGCUUCCUGCUGGAGGCCUGCAAGGUCAACCCAGUUCCCAAAGACAGGUGGGGGAACACGCCGAUGGAUGAGGCCGUGCACUUCGGCCACCAUGACGUUGUCACCAUCCUCCGCGAUUACCACAAUCAGUACACCCAUCAGGAAGGCAGCACGGCCAAGAAGAACGAAGAGAACCUGGACGGGAUGCUGUGAUGGAGAAUGCGCUGCUCAGCCGUGUGAGGCCGGGCGCUUGCCUCCACCAGCGAGGGGAAGAGAUCAGGCGGUGCUUUAGACAAAAAACUGGAAAGAUCGCAAGUAGACGCAUCGCUGAAAUAACUGAAAACAAACCUUUACAGUAUCUGUUAGCGCAGCAGCUGCCUCCCUCCGAGUGUAAGUGCUCCUCAUCAUGUUCUCUUUAGGUGUCGUUGUGUUUUUGUAUCGCCGCUUGUGUGCUCUGAGUGUGGAAGUACUCUUAUUUUCCGUGUUUCAGCUUUUACGUUGACGGUUCUUUUUAUUCUGAACAUCAGCAACAGGAAGCAGCAGCUGCAUAAAACCUUCGUUAUGGAGUGUAACUCCGCCCCCACAAACAGUUUUUGAUGUGCGUUUGUGAUAAUCGAUGUAAGAUAAACUGUACAUUACUGUAGUGUUUGUGUAUAUUAACCGAGGACGGCGAGUCUCUGUAAAUAGGUGUACAAAUGUGUAGUCGAUCAGUCUCGUGUGGUGAUGGGUUCAGAUUUGAUAACAGUGUGCGUUUCAGUCACUUUUGGAAAGUAUUUGAACCAUAAAAUUCUUAUUAUUAUUAGUUUUUUUUGGUAAGCAGCUUUUUAAUGUGGCAACAGAUGAGUUAAAAGAUUUUUUGUUUUUAUUGUUGUUUUUUUUCCACUGAAACUGGAAUUUUUCACCCGUCUUUUCUUUUAUUUACUAUUUAUUUCAGGUUUAUUAUUUUUUUAAAGUGGUAAUAACGUAAAGCAAGCCAGCCAAAGUUCAGUUCGUACUUCGUCUCCUGACCAUUGAAAGUGUUUCUGCAUAUCAGACGCGACACUGUCAGGGCUCCUAGUGAAUGACUGUAAACAUGCAAGAAAAUGUUUUUCUUACACUUUGUCUUAGUUUAAAGAAGUCACAGCAGAAAAUGGAUGCACUCAGCAAUGGAGAUAUUUCAAUACUUUUAUUUUGAAAGUCUGUCUAGUGUAUUUCAGUAUGUGGCAUAAACAGUGAGCUGAUUGGUCCCUGUGAGUUGCUUUAAAGUAGCUGAAGAGUACCGUGAGAGUUGCUACUACUACUCUUACUAUUCUAGUUAUUAUCACAAAUCCUUUAGUGGCAUUGUUUGAAAACGGAAAUCAGUUUAAACAUUUUAAGGUCUUGCUAAUGGAGACCUAGAGACUUGUCACUGAGUUGAAAUUGGUUGCAAAGAACGUGUUGCUCUGAUAGCCAACAUGUUGCUUGGAUCACCUGUUGUUGGCAUUGAAGAUGCCGACCGAUCUGCAGAGGUCAAUUCUCAGUCCUCAUAAUUUCUCUACCGCUCAGUGAGCAGCUGGCAAGUGUCGGCAGAUAAGUUGGAGUCUUUCAUACAAACUGCACAAAUACAGCAACCUGUUGGCCACUAAAGCGAGGUUUUCGGUACACUAGUCUUUGUAACCAACCUUAAAAUGAAUAUGCAUGUUUCCUAGCAACCUGUACGUUCUCUAGGAUUAAGAUAACACAGAGCAACUUGACAGUUUCACCUUACUUAUCUUUUGACUUUAUAUAUCAUCUAUAUAUCUUAUAGAUGGUUCUUAAUCUUUCUCCUCAUUAAACUUCUUUUUAAAACUUUAUUGGUAAUUCUACCAGCCUCUGAGGACAGCCUCUGUUUCUAGGCACAAAUUGUAAAAUCCCCCAAAGCAACAUUUAAAUACAGUGUUAUUUAAAUGAAGUCUUGAAAGAAUCUGCUUGAGUACUUUUUUUUUUUUUUUUUUUUCCUUUCCUGCUGUAGACGUGAAAAUCCUCGGAUCUACAUCUUAACUAAUCCUGCAUUUUAAGCUACCUAAAGUUGGAAUUAAAAACAUCCAGCGUUCGUUUAAUAACCAGUGAACUGCUUCCUUUGUUGACCCUCUCAUUUUCUGCUGUUCAAAUUUAAAGGCUUUUAUUUUAAAGGAGCAGUCAUACUUGAAAAGCAGAUGUGUUUUUGUGUGUCUGAAGCGUGUUUGACUGUUUUUACUUUGUGAGCGAACAAACUGAACCAGACAGUCUGCGACAUAAUCCACAAUUUAGAAAAUCCACAAAAACAGUUUUUGUUUUUUCCUCAGGUUUGGAUCAGUUCAUCCAGUUUACAUUUCAAAUUAAAAAAGGAACUUAAAGGAAGCACAAAACGCCAAUAUUUUUGACACUAGUAGCAAUAGAGAUGACGUGAUUGUAGGAUGAGGUGAACUGAUCCAAAUCAAAGUCCAAAGUAUUCUGAAUGUAACGUGUUUGGUGUUGUUCUGUUUCUUCUUCAUGUGUAUGUAAAGCUGCUGCAGCUCACUGAGCAACUGCAGGCGGCCCAGAUAUUUAUUCACAGAAUAAAAACAUGAAAAAACCA